Molecule: messenger RNA, 1470 nt
Organism: Paramecium tetraurelia
Lineage: Eukaryota; Ciliophora; Oligohymenophorea; Peniculida; Parameciidae
Exons: 8
Biological process (GO): intracellular signal transduction; protein autophosphorylation; peptidyl-serine phosphorylation
Cellular component (GO): cytoplasm; nucleus
Molecular function (GO): calcium-dependent protein serine/threonine kinase activity; calcium ion binding; ATP binding
Source: RefSeq, a predicted model, not a curated record
AUGGGUUGUGGAUCAUCUAAUGGUAUUUAAGAACCUUCAAACAAAGUUACUAAGAUAGAGGAUACCAAAUUUGCAUAUCAGGGAUUCGUUACUGAGAAAAAAGGGAAAAUCACUGCGGACUAUAAUUUAAUUUAACCAUGCCUUGGAAAAGGUGCUUUUGGUGAAGUUUAUAGAGGAGUACAUAAGGUUACAAAUUAAGUUAGAGCAAUAAAAUUAAUAAGGAAGAAACUGAUGACUGAGGAAGAUUGCUUAAUGUUAACAAGAGAAGUCGAUAUUUUAAAAUAAUUGGAUCAUUUGAAUAUUAUUUCAAUUUAUGAGUUUUAUUAAGACUCUGAAUAUUUCUAUAUAGUAACAGAAUUAUGUUAAGGAGGUGAAUUAUUUGAUCGAAUUGUUUAAGAGAAAAACUUUUCAGAAAAAAAAGCUGCAGAAGUUAUGAAAUAGGUGUUAAGUGCUGUAACAUAUUGCCAUGAAAAAAAUAUUGUUCAUAGAGAUUUGAAGCCUGAGAACAUCCUUUAUGAAAGCAAUAAUGCAGAUUCCCUUAUAAAAAUAGCUGACUUUGGAACUAGUUAAAAGUUCAAUCCUGAUAAGAAAAUGGAUCAAAGAGUUGGAACCCCUUAUUAUAUAGCUCCAGAAGUACUCGAUAGGAAAUACAAUGAAAAAUGUGAUAUUUGGUCAUGUGGUGUUAUUCUCUAUAUUAUGUUGUGUGGAGCUCCUCCAUUUAAUGGUGAUGAUGAUUAUUAAAUUAUGGAGGCUGUGAGAAAAGGAGUCUUUAAAUUUAAGGAGUAGGAAUGGAAGAAAAUAUCAAAUGAGGCUAAGGAUCUUGUGAUGAAAAUGAUAGAGAAAGAUACCAAAAAGAGAAUUUCAGCAUAGGAUGCCAUGAAUCAUCCUUGGAUCCAAACAUAUUGUUAAAAGAAAGAAGACGAUCUUCCAUCUCUUACUGAAGCUUUGUAAAGAAUCAAAGCCUUCAGAGUUGAAAAAAAACUGUAAGAAGCAGCACUUAUGUUCAUGGUCAAUUUUAUAGCUACUAAGGAGGAGAAAAAGGACUUAUUAAAGUAAUUCUAGGCUUUAGAUACAAAUAAUGAUGGAAGAUUAAGUAGAGAAGAAUUAGUCAAUGGAUACAAAAAGGUUAUGAGUGAUAUAGAUGCGGAGGCUCAGGUAGAUGAAAUUAUGAAAAAGAUAGAUGCUGAUGGAAGUGGUUCAAUUGAUUAUUCAGAAUUUGUAUAUGCCACUAUUAAUAGAGAAAAACUAUUGGCUACAGAAAGAUUGCUUUAAGCAUUUAAAAUAAUAGACAAGGAUAAGAGUGGAGCUAUUACAAAGGAUGAAAUUAAAUUAGCAUUUGGUCAAAAUUCUGGUAUUAGUGAGGAGGUUUGGAAAUAAAUGAUCUAGGAAGUAGAUUAGAAUUCUGAUGGGAAAUUAACAUUUGAGGAGUUCAAAUCCAUGAUGAUGAGAGUAACUUAGAAUUAAGGUUGA